Sceloporus undulatus (fence lizard) is the source of this 3723-nucleotide messenger RNA. RefSeq names its product semaphorin-3C-like. Gene Ontology annotation, biological process: positive regulation of cell migration; negative chemotaxis; semaphorin-plexin signaling pathway. Bases 1 to 1188 code for a protein of 395 amino acids. The record is from RefSeq and is a predicted model, not a curated record. NCBI's taxonomy places the organism in Eukaryota, Metazoa, Chordata, Lepidosauria, Squamata, Phrynosomatidae. Gene Ontology annotation, molecular function: semaphorin receptor binding; chemorepellent activity. The transcript has 8 exons.
AUGAAAUCAGAAUUGGAUGAAGUAGAGUUAAAUCUGCCUGGAUUGUCAGUGUCUUUUUUGCAGUGUCCUGGAGGAGCCUUCACACCCAACAUACGGACAACUAAGGAGUUUCCAGAUGAUGUGGUGACUUUUAUCAGGAAUCAUCCCUUGAUGUUUAAUCCCAUCUACCCAAUCCACAAGAGACCUCUGAUCAUUCGGACAGGCACUGACUACAAAUACACAAAGAUAGCUGUCGACCGUGUCAGCGCUGCAGAUGGAAGAUACCACGUCUUGUUUCUUGGAACAGACCAGGGAACUGUACAGAAAGUUGUGGUCCUGCCCAAUAACUCUUCUACAAGUGGAGAACUCAUCUUAGAAGAACUUGAGAUGUUUAAGAAUAAUGCUCCAAUAACAACAAUGGCCAUUUCAUCUAAGAAGCAACAGUUGUAUGUAAGCUCGGAUGAAGGGGUCACCCAGGUUUCUUUGCAUCGCUGUCAUAUAUAUGGGACGGCCUGUGCUGACUGCUGCCUUGCCAGAGAUCCCUACUGUGCCUGGGAUGGCAAUUCCUGCUCCAGGUUCUACCCAACAGGGAAAAGGAGGAGUCGUAGACAAGAUGUGAGGCAUGGAAACCCUAUGACUCAAUGCCGAGGAUUUAACCUAAAAGCUUAUCGAAAUGCAGCCGAGGUAAUUCAGUAUGGAGUCAAGAAUAACACCACCUUUCUUGAAUGUACACCUAAAUCACCACAGGCCUCUGUUAAAUGGCUGUUACAAAAAGACAAUGACAGAAGAAAAGAGGUAAAGCUGAAUGAAAGAAUCAUAGCAACUGAACAAGGGCUCUUAAUUCGCUCUGUCCAAGAAGCUGACCGGGGACUCUAUCACUGCAUUGCGACAGAAAAUAAUUUCAAGCAAACGAUAGCGAAAGUGAACUUCAAAGUGUUAGAUUCAGACAUGGUGGCCUUCAUGACUGAAAAAUGGUCCCCAUGGACCUGGGCCAGCUCACUCCAGGCUUUACAGUUUCAUCCUAAGGACUUGGUUGGAUCUAUCAGCCACUCAGAACUGCAGUUGAUCAAUCAAUACUGCAAAGACACAAGGCAGCUGGGGCAGCAGGCUGAAGGGUCCCAGAAGAUGCGGGGGGAUUAUGGCAAGUUGAAGGCCCUCAUCAACAGCAGGAAAAGUCGGAACCGAAGGAAUCAGUUACCUGGAUCAUAAGGUUUUGUCUUGGAGCAUCACCCCUUCCUUUAUUUUGUACCCCUCAAGGGAUUUUGUUUUGUUUUGUUUUGUUUUCCUGCUGAGAGCAUAGAAAAAAAAACAUUAGUCAGGCAAGCCUGGUCAAAAAAAGUUCAUUUGCUUUUGAUAUGAUUGUUAAACACAACCUGUCUAAGCUAUAGAGGAAAAAGAAAAAAUCAAAUCCAAAGAUAUUUCAUUCUGUGAAGUGCCCGCUGACACCAGAUAGAUCCUUACUAAUAACUGUGUAAAGCAGAUUAUUUGCCUUAACCCAGAUUCUCAUGCAGUGCACUGACUCUCCAGUUUGGAAUUAUGCAAGGUAGGAAGUACAAGAAAGAGUUUGGGUUAGGAAGGAGUGUGAGUUGGAGCGACAUAUACAGACAUAUCUUCUGUCAAUUAUAAUAUAUUUCAGAGCUUCUUAGCCUGUGGUCUGAGGAUUAGAAGAGCUUCAGAGAAUCUGUGAACUGGGUGCCAAAACAACAUUUUUUUCCCCUUUGCCUUCUUUCCUGUUACUUUGAAUAUUUUGUAUAAUUGCAUUCGGGGAGGGGAAAGGUCUGCAGAUUUCUUCAGAUUCCCAAAGGGAUCCAUGAGCUCCAAAAUGGUUAAGAACCGCUGCUCUAUAUGUCUCUCUGUUUACGGUACAUUAUUUUUUCAAAAAUAAAUGGCUGAAAUAAGUCUUUAAUGGCUAAUUCCCAAAAUAGUAUUAAUGAUACAGGAACACACAAAGUGUAAUAUGGGAGAGGUAAUCAUGACAAUACAACACACACUUUCCUGAGAUCAAGCCCCAGUGAACUCAGUGGGACAUACUUCUGAAUAGACAAGCAUAGAAUUUCAUCAUAAAUAUAGUUAACCCCAGUGCAGUUAAUUGCAUAAAACAUAAUGCCACCCCCUUUUGACAUAGUAAAGUCAUAGGCCAAGAAUACUUCGUGAGCACAGUCUGUUCAUUCUUUGUUUUCCCCAUGUGCAGAUCUGUGAACUUCAGCCACUGAUUCAACUGAAGAAGUGUGUCCAGGCAUGGUUUGAAUGCCUUGUCACACUCAGGGAAGGAAAAGGAACCUCUGUCACCAGCAUAAGGCUGCUGUUUCUUUGGAUGUUCAAGGGCAGGGAGAAGACACCCUGGUACAUUGCACAGCUGAGCAGUCACUGAGAGCCCUCGGGUUGUGUUUGCCUAUCUGGUGUGAAGGUGUUGUAAAAGGAGAUACUGAAUAUCUCCUUCUGUAACACUCCCAAAAAUAAAUAUGCUGGCAUAAACAGCUAUUAUGCUAGUAUAGGCCACCACUAGAAUUCUACAUACAGUUUGCACAAAAAAGAAAAAGAAAGGAAACUUUAAUAAAAGCAUUUGGGCUAAAGAUGAAGAAGUUGGUAAACAGCUGCAGAUGUUCCUCUGCUCUUCCUGCAUUUCUGAUCAUGUGCUGAAGAGUGUCAUGGGAGGAGGUCAGUAAAGAUUUUCCCCACCAACCCUUGUUACCUCUCUAACCAGAGGAUAAUGAGAAACUGAUAUGCCAUAGAAGUUGUGGUCCUGCUUAGUUAACUGUGGGAAUUGUCUAUAUUGAAUAAGCUACAUGGUGGUAACCUGUAAGAUUCCACUGAAGUGUUUCACAGUAGACAUGGCACCAAUUUCUUUUUGAUUGUUCCAUCUUGGACCAGCUCUUGUGCCCUUGUGUUUCCUUUAGCAGAGAAUUCAGUAUAUGAGAAAAUACCAUGUGUGUUUUGGUAAUGUAGGUUAUAAUUUGACUUAGAACAGAUUUCAAGCUCAUGAAAAUCCAUACCUGUUAUUUUCACCAGGUGCAGAUAUUUAUGAAGUCAAAAGCUUCUGUGUGGAAGUAUUAUUUAUGACUUCUGAGAUCUUGACCAAGAUUUAAUGAUGUAUGUAAGGAUCCAGCACAAAGGGAAUUGGAAUUGCAGCCCUCUGUUCUGCCCAAAAUCUGCUUCAAAAAGUUUCUGAGCCCACUGGAUGAGGUUUUCUGGGCACAUCAGAGACCCUUAGAAAAAAGUGAGGUUGCUGAUUAUGUACUUCUGUUGUAUCCCAAUGCUUCUGUAAUAAUCAGACUCUACCCUUCAUAUCUAUCUCAAAAAGUCUGCAGGCUCCAUCUGAGAUUCUGCAUCUCCAUAUAGUUACACAUGUGCAGCUCCAUAUCCUCCUUGAGGAAGAAGGAAGGACUAUCCAUGAGGAGGGACGUGAAGGCAAAACAGUUCAGACCAUGGAAAAGCAGCUUCUCGGUGUUGUCAGACAAGGAGAAAUGUGGUACUUUCAAAUAGAGUGCAUCCAUCUUUUCCUUCCCUUGGAAGCCUAGAGCAGCUGAAUCUUCAUGGUCUGAAUUUUCUCCAAUUUUCCUAUCUCCCCACCAGUAAGUGACACUAUCAAGUGUUCCUGCUGAAACUAAAGACAGCUACCAGGCAAUUGGAGGUUUUUGGUUGGAGCCACAAGAGCAGAUAUCACCCUUCUAUGCCCCAUCCAAAAAAGGUUUUACACAUACAUAAGCCACACUUGUGAACACAUAACAGGAUGCCAGCCUAGGU